ACUUCGCUGAACAUCCAGCACUCAACCACACCCAAUUCAACCCCAAGUACACCACUCCUGUACAACAAAAUGACCGUCGAACCAGCCUACCAGGACCUUUUCGAGUCCCUGAAAUCCCGCUUCCAAUCCGCCACCUCCAUCGAUGCCUCGAAAUGGCCCAUCCUAGCCAUGGCAACCCUCGUCGCGGGGCCUGAUCCCGAUCACGCCCACAACCUCUACCUGUACCUCCUUAACCAGCCCGAAUAUAAUCAACCGGGCUCGGACGCCCGCAAGGAUCUAAUCCGCCGUCUACGCGAAGCCCUCGUCAAAGCCAUCCCGCUCGUCGGCGUGUGCAAGCCCAUCGAGGCGAUUCUGGCGAUUAGCAACGUUGAGCGGGAGGAGGAUAAGGAAUACACGUUCACCCGUGAGAACUGGCAAUGCGAUGCUGCGAACCACGAGCGUGCGAUUGGGUGGUUCCAGAAGCUGUACGCGGGGAAUUCAUCGGGGACGCUGGAUCUGUUCCGCUCGCACCGCGACUUUGCUUGGUUAUCCACGGAGAUCACGUACGGACUGUUCCUGUCUGAUCGGCAGGUGCUGGACGAUGUUGAUACGCAGCUGGUUGUGUUGCCGGGGAUUAUGAGCCAGAAUUUGAAGACGGAGACGCAUUGGCAUAUUCGCGGUACGAGGCGGUUGGGUGUGCCCCAGGAAGAUGUACAGGUCAUUUGGGAUUGUGUGCAGCUUGUUGCGGGGUUCUUUGGGACUAAGCUGAACCGAGUGCCUACAGUUGAUGCGGUUGAGCCGGAUGUCUAGUUUACGCUUCACGCGUUACGCUCUACGUAUAUAGAUCUACGAUAGAGUAGAAAGACAUAGACUGAAUGCAUGCAAUUAAUCAUCUAUUCGUGCUCGC
Molecule: messenger RNA, 886 nt
Organism: Aspergillus glaucus CBS 516.65
Lineage: Eukaryota; Fungi; Ascomycota; Eurotiomycetes; Eurotiales; Aspergillaceae
Exons: 1
Coding region: 70-789 (239 amino acids)
Source: RefSeq, a predicted model, not a curated record